AUGCAGAUUCAGGUCGCUGCCGUGCUCCUUGCCCUUCUCCCAACCUUUGGCUGGUCGUGCGCUGUUUACAGCUUCUGCAACUGCCAAAACGCCGACGGUAGCUUCCACGAAGCAGCGACAAAGGCAGUUUGCGCCCAAUUCGCCGGAAACUACGACAGAUUCAGCGACGGCAGACAUUACUGCUCUGCCAGAGUGGUCAACGCCGGUUCUGCCGGAGGAGUUGUCCUAGACUUCAACAACUGCCGCUUCUUGUCGGCCUGCCAGAAGCACGGUGCUAAUGGUGGCUCUAACUGCUGGGGAAAGGAGUAG
Colletotrichum spaethianum is the source of this 309-nucleotide messenger RNA. RefSeq lists its product as uncharacterized. The record is from RefSeq and is a predicted model, not a curated record. The coding region runs from base 1 to 309 and encodes 102 amino acids. Lineage: Eukaryota; Fungi; Ascomycota; Sordariomycetes; Glomerellales; Glomerellaceae. The transcript is spliced from 2 exons.